CGGCCCCGCCCCAAGAUGGCGGCGGUCCCGCCCCGCCGCGCCCCCAGCCCGUCCCCGCGGCCUCCCGCCCUCUCACGCUGCCGCUCCGUCCCCGCCGCGCCGCCGUACCCGCCUCAGCGGCGCCCCCCGGCCCUCGCCUCCGUCCCUCCCUCCCUCCCGGUGCGGUGCGGGAGCCAGCGGCGCGCCCCCGGUUCCCGGUGCUGUCUCCCUCCUUCACAGCCCGCCGCCAUGCUGGCCGCCAGCGCCUCUCUGCUCCGCCGCUGCGCCGUCUCCGGCCUCCGCGCCGCCGUCCGCCGGCCCGCCGGCCCAGCAGCUGUGCUUCCUGCCCGCUGCUACUCUCACGGGUCACAAGAGUCAGAUGAAGAAUUCGAUGCUCGCUGGGUGACGUAUUUCAACAAGCCAGAUAUCGAUGCCUGGGAGCUCAGGAAAGGCAUCAACACGCUGGUGGGUUACGACCUGGUCCCGGAGCCCAAGAUCAUCGACGCGGCUCUCAGGGCCUGCAGACGGUUAAACGACUUUGCCAGCGCUGUCCGCAUCCUAGAAGUCGUAAAGGACAAGGCAGGACCCCACAAGGAAAUCUAUCCUUAUGUUAUCCAGGAGCUUAGACCAACUUUGAGUGAACUUGGAAUCUCCACUCCAGAGGAACUGGGCCUGGACAAAGCAUAAACCUUGCUGGUGGAUUACUCAAGUGUUCUGCUGAUGCUACCAGAUUGUACACCGUCACUUGGAGACACAAACUUUAAAUCUUACCUGACAUAACUUCUUCCUUUAUUGAGUCGCAAUGGAAAUGCCGUGGAGUUGGGCCUAAUAAAGGAAAAACUGGUUUGACCCAUGUGGUA
Molecule: messenger RNA, 839 nt
Organism: Motacilla alba alba
Lineage: Eukaryota; Metazoa; Chordata; Aves; Passeriformes; Motacillidae
Product: cytochrome c oxidase subunit 5A, mitochondrial
Exons: 5
Coding region: 16-666 (216 amino acids)
Biological process (GO): mitochondrial electron transport, cytochrome c to oxygen
Cellular component (GO): mitochondrial inner membrane
Source: RefSeq, a predicted model, not a curated record